AUGGUCAAGCAGCCAAUCGCAUUCGAGCACCUCGAAGAAGCCUUACGUUCCAAGGGAGAGGGUGUCUGGUGCAAGGCAGAGGUCAUGAGACUCUACGAGCAGUACAUCCUCAAUGCUUGGGAGGACAAAUCGUCCUUGGAUUGGCAAUUCUACCAACUCCUCUGGGACGACCUCCUACGCAACUGGGAAGAUAACGAAAGAGCCCAAUUCAGAGGUCGGGAGCUAAUUGUCCAAAUUACCCUUAAUUUAACCUACUUAAUGAACUAA
Trichomonas vaginalis G3 is the source of this 267-nucleotide messenger RNA. RefSeq lists its product as uncharacterized. The coding region runs from base 1 to 267 and encodes 88 amino acids. The record is from RefSeq and is a predicted model, not a curated record. NCBI's taxonomy places the organism in Eukaryota, Parabasalia, Trichomonadida, Trichomonadidae. The transcript has a single exon.